Molecule: messenger RNA, 1059 nt
Organism: Caenorhabditis remanei
Lineage: Eukaryota; Metazoa; Nematoda; Chromadorea; Rhabditida; Rhabditidae
Exons: 4
Coding region: 1-1059 (352 amino acids)
Source: RefSeq, a predicted model, not a curated record
AUGUUCUCGAACUCUGUGAUACUCGGCCGACGUCUUCUGAAAGUUACUCCUCAACUGAAUGCAGUUAGAACGAAGUAUUUGACGGCUGAUGGGAAGCCGAGAGAUCAACUAACAAUGAGAAAUGUCGAUAUUAUUGUGGAUCCGAAUGAGAAUUUGAUUGAUGAGUUCAUGAAUGGAUACGGAAAACAACGUCUCAACUUCGAGAGAAGUGAUAUCGACAUGUGGAAAAGAUGCUUCAAAGACAACUACUCACUGGUAUUCUACUGUCUGAAAGAUACCAACACUCUCAUUCAAACAAGUCAUCACAUAACUUUCCAUCCACUACCUUCCAACAGUGACUUACCUCAUCAAUACGACGGAUUCUUUUGGAUUCAUCCGGACUACCGUGGUUCUGAUAGUAUGAGAAUGACAGAUUAUGUGGUUAAAGACAGACUUCGAAGUGUCUGUGACAAUGCGUUGGCACAGUGCUUCCCACAAACAAUGAACUUGUGGGGAAGAAUGUUUGGACACAGAAACUAUGGACAUACUCAAUAUGUUUCCUACUACAAAAUGGAUGAGAUGAAAGUUCCAGAUGAUUUGAAUACAGAUGGAAUAUUGAUAAAGAAUGCGACGGAUGUUCCAGAUGAAGAUAUUGUCAAGUAUGAUCAGGAGGUGUUCCCGUACGAGAGAUCCAAAUAUGUUCUGACACUUCUCAGAAAGAAAAAUGGGUUUGGAAAGGUAGCCUACGACGAGAAUGGAAAAGUGAUAGGAUUCGGAACAGUGAUAAUCUAUCCAUCUGGUGAAUGUGUUCUCUCUCCAUUGUACGCAGAUGAUAAACGUAUUGCUCAGGCGAUAUUCAAGAACAUUCUGGAACAGAUUCCCCUCGACGAUAAGAGACUUCUCCGGUUCCAUGUCAGAUCAGUUGAUAAGUGUCAAGGAGGAUUCGAAUGGAUCCAACCGUUCGUGAAGUGUCCAAUCCGAAAAGAUCUUGCUGCCUAUUUGACCUACAAUACUCAUCUUCCAGUCAUCAACUACAAGAAGGCGUUCGUCAACUUCCCAUAUACUAACUGCGCUAUUUGA